CUAGGCAACUGCUUUACAACUUAUUUAUACCCAGCUCUAUGCUGGAUCUUUAUGGUUUUUCUUUGGGGGGGGUGGUUCUGGGGGUUGAAUCUAAGGCUUUCAGCAGUGCUACUCAAAUAAAUGCUUCAUCACAGCCGGGUGGUGGUGGCGCACACCUUUAGUCCCAGCACUCGGGAGGCAGAGGCAGGCGGGUCUCUCUCUGAGUUCGAGGUCAGCCUGGUCUACAGACCUAGUUCCAGAACAGGCUUCAAAGCUACACAGAGAAACCCUGUCUUGAAAGAAAAAAAGAAAAAGAAAAAGCUUCACCACUAAACUGUAGUCCCAGGCCUUUAUUAAUUUGGUGCCUGUGGAAGUGAGAAGUCAGCCUUGGAUGUCCUUCCUCAGAAGUCCACUUUUGUUUUUCUUUGAAACAGGUUAUCUCAUUGGGACGGAGGGCUCCCUGUAGGCUAGGCUGUGGCCAGUGAGCCCCAGGCAUCUGCCUCUCUAGGACUUGGAUUAUGAAUGUGUUUAAGUAUGAAGCAGGAUAAAGAAAAACCAUAAAGCUUAGUGCAAUCCUUGUUUCCCACCUACAAGCUCUUCUGGGACCACUUCAGAGCUAAAACAGUGGAACCAGACUACAGUGCUACGAUGCAGUCCAGCACUUGGAGGCAGAGGCAGGAGGAUCAAUUCAAGACUAUUCUCGGCUACAUAAUAGCAAGUUCAACGCCAGCUUGGACUACAUGAAGAUUCUGCCAUUUAAAUAAAAAUAAAAGGCGGAGAGAGCAGUAUGCAGAGAGAGCUUCCUCAAAAACACUGAUAUCCUCGGACUCAGCCCACUCAGUACAAAUUUCCCAAGCAGAGAGCAGACGGGGAGGAAAUACGUUAUACGAUGCAUGACAGUUAGUCAAGAGGCGGUGGAGCACCCACCCUGGGUGCUGCUAGAUGUUGCCCUGUUCCUCAGCCUGAGGGCCUUGCCUUUGCUUGUCUUGGACAUUUUUAUCUCUCUGGCCUUGCUCUAUCUGUAAACUGAAGGAAUUAGCUCAUGUCUUCUGAGGAUCCUGUACUCAAGGAUAGCUAAGGUGGGGACCGACCCUUUCACCACGUGGUCUUUUUCAUUUUUUUGGACUGGGUCUCCAUGUGCCGUCGAAGCUAACUUCAACUCUUCCUGCCUCAGCCUUCCGAGGACUGGAAUUACUGGCAUGAACCAUCACGAGCAACUCUCAAAUGAUCACUAAAUAAAAAUCUAUGUUGGGCGCGGUGGCGCCGCCUGUAACCCAACACUCCAGGGACUGAGGCUGGAGGAUAAGGAGUUGCUAUUCUAAAACACAGGAUGUUCUUUAUGUUUCCACGCAAGGGAGGCUCUGUCUUCACUUGCCACGCGAACACUGGCCGCACUGAUAUUCGAUCCACGCGGGUGGCUGCAAAGCCGCUGCCCUGACGACGCCUGGGGUUCCAGGCUCCGCGCUGUGACGCGCCGCUCGCGGUCCCCGCCCUGCGGCCAGCACCCCACGGAGGCGGGACCUGGGCGGGGCCAGCAGCCGCGGGAACCCCGAGCCCGCCUCCUCGGCCAGCGCUUUGCCGCUCGCCAUGGCCCCGGCGCUGCUGCUGGUCCCGGCGGCUCUUGCCUCCUUCAUCCUAGCCUUUGGGACCGGAGUGGAGUUCGUGCGUUUCACCUCCCUGCGGCCGCUGCUUGGAGGGACCCCGGAGUCUGGCGGUCCGGAUGCCCGCCGUGGGUGGUUAGCUGCCUUGCAAGAUCGAAGCAUUCUUACCUCCCUGGCUUGGGAUCUUGGGCUUCUGCUAUUGUUUGUGGUGCAGCACAGCCUCAUGGCAACCGAGACAGUGAAGGAAUGGACAUCCCGGUACUUUGGAGUCCUUCAGAGGUCUCUGUAUGUGGCAUGCACUGCCCUGGCCUUGCAGCUGGUGAUGCGGUACUGGGAGACUGUACCCAGAGGCCCAGUGUUGUGGGAGGCUCGGGCUGAACCAUGGGCCACCUGGGUGCCCCUCCUCUGCUUUGUGCUCCACGUCGUUUCCUGGCUCCUCAUCUUCAGCAUCCUUCUGGUCUUUGACUACGCUGAACUCAUGGGCCUCAAACAGGUAUAUUACCAUGUCCUGGGGCUGGGCGAGCCUCUGGCUCUGAAGUCUCCUCGGGCUCUGAGGCUCUUUUCCCACCUUCGACACCCAGUAUGUGUGGAACUUCUGACGGUGCUGUGGGUGGUUCCCACCCUGGGCACUGACCGCCUCCUCCUGGCUCUCCUCCUUACCCUCUACCUGGGCUUGGCACAUGGGCUGGACCAGCAAGAUCUCCGCUACCUUCGGUCUCAAUUACAAAGAAAACUCCAGCUUCUCUCCAGACCCCAGGAUGGGGGAGCAGAGUGAGGAGCUAGCUCAGGUUCUAAGGCCUGUACUCCCUCAAAACAAAAAUCCCUUAGCAUCCAAGCCGGUUGCUUCAGACUAGAGGCUGUGCCGAAGGGGCUGUCCCUUCCCCUGCUGGAGACCUCAGUUCCAGGGUCCAGGUACCCUACUCUAGAGUUUCAGCCACUGGCCUCCAGGGUCCACUUCUCACCAACCAAGAGUGGGUACAGAACUCAUGAAUCUCAUCUCAUCUCUUGGGGCAUGACCCACACACACAAGGCUAAGGGUUCUGCCUUGAGCAUUCACUCCCUUGGCACUGUUACUGGCUCUGCACCUCAGGGAUUCCCUUCCUAGCUUCCACUUCAGGGAGCUAUGUCAGGGCCAGUCUGCAAGUUUGCUGGUGGUGCUACUUCUCUUGUGCCGCGGCUGUGCGUUUUCCCCACUCCUGCCUCAAUUUCUCCACCUCCUUAGGUCCAGCCCUACAGCUCCUUGGCGUCUCCCAUUUUUUUAACUCGGUCUCCUACAGCGGUGUCUCCCGUUUUUAACUCGGGCUGACGCCGGGCUCCCUGCUCUCCCAAAGGAUAUGCGCUGCAGAAAAAUUAAAAUUUUCUAAUAUGGUA
Peromyscus californicus insignis is the source of this 2951-nucleotide messenger RNA. It is a transcript of the gene Nrm, whose product is annotated as nurim. The record is from RefSeq and is a predicted model, not a curated record. NCBI's taxonomy places the organism in Eukaryota, Metazoa, Chordata, Mammalia, Rodentia, Cricetidae. The transcript has 4 exons. Gene Ontology annotation, cellular component: nuclear membrane. The coding region runs from base 1567 to 2355 and encodes 262 amino acids.